This is a messenger RNA of Colletotrichum godetiae, 1128 nucleotides long. Its product is annotated as CWC16 protein. Gene Ontology annotation, cellular component: U2-type spliceosomal complex; post-mRNA release spliceosomal complex. The transcript has a single exon. The record is from RefSeq and is a predicted model, not a curated record. The coding region runs from base 1 to 1128 and encodes 375 amino acids. NCBI's taxonomy places the organism in Eukaryota, Fungi, Ascomycota, Sordariomycetes, Glomerellales, Glomerellaceae. Gene Ontology annotation, biological process: mRNA splicing, via spliceosome.
AUGCAAGGCUUCAACAUGGGACGCUACGUCCCGCCAGACCAAGAAGGCACAACAACCGGCAACAAACUCAACCGCAAACACCCCCUCGGCGCUCGCGCCGCCAAACCCGGCAUCCUCGUCGUCCGCUUCGAAAUGCCCUUCGCCAUCUGGUGCGCCACCUGUCCCAAACCCACAAUCAUAGGCCAAGGCGUCCGCUUCAACGCCGAGAAGAAGCGCGUCGGGUCCUACUUCACGUCUGCGAUAUGGCAAUUUCGCAUGAAGCACGCCGACUGCGGCGGGUGGAUUGAGAUUCACACGGAUCCCAAGAAUACUGCGUAUGUUGUCGUCUCGGGCGCGAAGAAGAGGGAUACGGGCGAGGAGGGAAGAACACCGCAGGAAGGGGAGAUGCCUGCCAUCCUCACGGAAGAGGAACGUGAGAAGCUUAGGAGCAACGCUUUUGCCUCGCUCGAAAAAACAAUCGAGGACAGACAACAGCUCGCGCAGGCGACGGAACGCAUCGACGAGUUGCAGGAUGCUGCGAGCCGGGCUUGGGAUGAUCCGUAUACCCGCAAUAAGGCCCUCCGCGCGACGUUCCGCGAGGGAAGGCACCAGCGUGAAAAGGACGCUGCUGUAGGCGAAGCCCUGAAAGAAAAGAUGAGUUUGGGGAUCGAGCUGGUGCCGGAGACGGAGGAGGAUGUGCGCCGGGCGAGGUUGGUUGAUUUCGGGGGUGUGGGGGAGGGAGUUGACGAGGCGGGAGUGAAGGCUUUUAAGAAGCCUCUUUUCGUGUCGUCUUCUUCGUCUUUGUCUGCGCCUUCUGCUUCGGUGAAGGAUGGCAAAGCUAAAAAGUCAACGAGGACGACGACUGGUAAGGCGGUGCUACUGCCCAAGGGAACGCCCAAGGCCGAGGUCCUCGCUUCCAAGAGGAGGGAUACCAUCGUCUCCGAGAUUGUCGGGAACACGCGCAUGGCGAGGGAUCCGUUCCUGGUCGAGAGCAAGGCGGAGAGGUCGUCGGCGCUGAGGAUCCCCGGGUUAAAGAGGAGGCGUGAUGAGGAUGGUGUGCAAAAACAGGAGUUGCUCAAGGCCACGGAGCCCGGGCAGAGCACGCCAUCGUCAAAGUCCCUCGUGGCCUACGAUUCAGACUCGGAUUGA